GGCGAUGGAGGCGGGGGAGGGGGCGGAGGGGGCCCGCGCCGCCGGGGCACUUGCAAGUGGUUCAACGUCGCCAAAGGAUGGGGCUUCAUCUCCCCCGAUGACGGCAGCAGCGACGUCUUCGUUCACCAAAGUGUUAUCCAAAUGAGUGGAUUCCGGUCGCUAGGAGAUGGAGAAGAAGUAGAAUUUGAGUGUAAAGCGACUGGAAAGGGCCUCGAAGCAACUUUAGUAACCGGUCCCAAAGGAUCACCUUGCGUUGGUUCCAGCCGGAGACCUGUUUCCAAGAAAAGAUUCCGGAAAUUCAGGUGUUACAACUGCGGCGAGUUCGCGAACCACCUGGCGGCGAAAUGCUCCCUGGGCCCGCAGCCGAAGAGGUGUCACUUCUGCAAGUCAGACGCCCACCUCAUCGCGGACUGCCCGUCCAAGCCGGAAGACAAGCACGACGAGAAAGCGGGCAAGUCCUCCGUCAACGGCUCCAACGACGCGCCCGAAUCCAACGGGGACGCAGGCCCCCCCUCCAACGGCGCCCCUUCACCGUCGCCCUCGAAAAGCCCCAAAGACGACAAAAAAUAAACCCUACCCGUUCGAGAGUCGGUCAUCCCCGACCCUCCUCUGUAAAAACUUACUUUUAAAAACCGCGAAAGUUUCGGCAAAUCGAAAAGUUUAAAGUACGUGUUUGUUGUUAAAUUAAGAGUGCAUGCACUUUAUAUGCGAAGCUCCACAGGCAGGAAAGAGACCCCGGAAAAUUUUUCAAAAAUAAGGCACUACCUUGGAGAAAUAAAAAUGAGUAGUUUUGUAAGUUUUAAACCGAUUUUAAAUCUUUUCAGACUGAGGGAAAGCUGAAAUUUUCCUGAAUGCAUCGACGGUGGAACUACCUAUCUUGAUUUGCGGCGUUGCAAACUUCCGGUCAUAAUUUAUUUUCUACAUCGUAAACUAGUAAACGUCAUCUCUUGAAAAAUCUGGUAAUUUUUCCUCUCUAAGUGAGGAAUAUUCUGUGAAAAUUUCAAAGCAUGAUUCGUGUUUAGUCUCUUUGUAAAAAAUAAAAUAAGAGCGGAAACUUUGAAACCUCGCAACCGAGAUACGCAUUUUUGCAGUUUCACCGUCGAUAUGGUAAAGCUGCGAUCUUUGAGGGAGUUUUACUCUCUUUUCUCUUUUCUCCUUUCCGUCUAAAAAGGUUUAAUGUCGGUUAACAACCAACGUUAUUUUAUGACGUGGGGGCAUUCACUCUUUGAUACACCAAAGUAUCGCCGGUAUCCUUGGUUGCGACUCCCCGGAAAUUUCCGACAUUUUUAUUGUCUUGCGGUAAUUCUCUGUAUGUUCUCAGCAAGUUUACCGAUUUGUUUUCAAACACGAUUAACUUAAGAAUUGGAUGCUGAGGCAAGUUUUUCCAAAAUGAAGGAGAGGCCAGUCACUUUACCACGCAGGCUCACAAAAUUAUCGGAAGAACGGAAAAAUCUGUCUGCUUUUCCAAUAAUUUGACACACCUCCCCGCUCCGAUUUCGGGUUUUGAUGUAUACCGAAUGAACACAACCACAGUGAAAUUACCGAAAGAUCGUAAAAUUACCGCAAAUUCCGUUUAUGAUAGAUUACAAUCAGGAAAUUUUGUCAUUUCACCGUUUUCCCCUUUGUGUGCGCAUAUCGGCAAAAUCAUUAACUCUAAUUUAGAUUAAGCCCUUGACUACGAGAUUACCACCCCCAUGAUCCCAAGUGAAAAAAGUUCAAUAUAAUCCUUUAGAGUCUCUGUAACGUCAGACUUGUCAGGCUGAUUGCGUUCUGACAUGAAUAUCUAUAUUUAUAUUCAUCACAUUGACGUUACUGCGGCGUUAAAGUGACGUUCGACUCACUUUAAUCUUGAAAGAUACUGAUUUCCAAGUCGAUUUGCGCCACACGGGUAGUCUGUGCCAUGCAAUCAAACUAACUUUAAUCUCGGCAAUUCACUUUAAUUGAACUCAAUCUCAUCUUUUUUUGUGGCGGAAACAGACUUCAUCGAGCCGUUUUAGAAAUAAAGUUCACAAUUUAAGUGUAUGCACACUUAAGUCUGAGAGGACUUCCUCAACGCAUGCCUCGUAUUGUAAAGCUCUGCAUGCUCCUGUUGUGUAAGGGGUUGAAUUCCAUACCGACAUCAAAAAACAUAUUGUCGUUCUUGAAGCGUUGGAUGGAAAAUCAGACAUUCAUAAGUUAGUGAUCCUGUACUAACAAAAAAGCUCAAUAUUGCCAACAAUAUAGCUUGUUUCACCACUCAUCAUUUAUACACGUCAAUUGCAGCGUUUCUACCUACGACAGCUUCUAAAUACUUUGAAAAGUCGAAUUUUAAGGCUCCGGAGAUUGGUCAAUAUUCGAUUAUAUAUAGUCUUAUAGAAGAUCAUUGAAUUGGUCUCUUUUGGAUUAUCUUUGAACUUACCAAAAUUCCUUCAGUCGUGGAGAAAAUGUUUUCCCUCGAAAUUAAACGUAAAGUAAUGUGGACCAAUGCAAAUUUUUACUCAAUAUCCUUCGAUUCAAGUAUAAAGUUAAAUUGCUUUUUCUUCCUGUAAAUUCAGUACAUUUUUCGAACAGAAUUUAAACUAUAGUCAUUGAGUUCUAGACUUGGCUUUAUGAAGUUUGAUCGUCUCUACAAAUAAUUAAAUUAUCGUUAAUUUAUUAUGAUUCUCAUAUAUGGAGCAUUAACUAUUGAAUCUUUGGAAUAAAUCUUAAUAGAUCUUCGACCAUAAAGUGAGUGUAGAAAACGGAUCAUUACUUUACAUGAAACGAUGGAACGGUAUUCAGCAUUAGGAAUGAAUCCUAAGGAAAGCAGCUUGUUAGGAUGGUUUCCAAAGCAGCAGCCUUUGGAAAAAGUCUGGCUAUUGCACCACCUCUUACAAAAGUCAAUCGUUGCCAUAUUCCUACCUACUUACUAACCUCAGGGAAUCUUAAUUUAAGUUACAAAGUAAGCUCUUACGCGAUCUUCACAACCAAAUCACUCCUUAAGCUCAGUAGGGUUUUGCCACUUAAUUUUCGAAAAUGAACCUCACUAUUUAUAGGUAAGUUGCAGAAAGCAUUCUAUAUAUAUGUAUAGUAAAAUUCCAUUCUCAGGGUCUGAUUAUUUCAGAAUGAAUACAAAAUGUCAUUUCAUGCAACGAAAUACUGUAAAUUCUCUAUUAACUAAGUGAGAGACAGGUAUUAUUGUAACAUAAUAAAUUGAUAGAUUCAAAAGCUCAAUAUGUUCCAGCCAAACGCUCUACCUACCUAGGUAUAUAAUUAGUCAGCUUUUAUGGUGUUUAAAGAAUUCCAUUUGUGAGUGGGUGGAAAUCUAGUAAACUUUACAUGAAAUGUUUAAGAAGUUUAUUGAUAGUGUUUUAUUAAUGUUAUUCUUUGUUGUUAAAAUCAAAACAAAUUAUUAUUAGCGCUAAGAGCAUUUAUAGAUAGUAGCCCAAUUAUUACUUUACCAAAUAUGUUAAAAGUACAAAAUAUUUUCGCAAAAUAAGUACUUACAUGAUAGGUAUAUUUUUUUACAGCGUGAAUCACUUGUAGUACCUACUUUAGGCAAAUUUCUCCCUCAAUUUCGUUUUAUCAGGCGCGCCAUUCUUAAAGAUAUGAGGUUUACCGUAAAAAUGCCUGUUAUUAUGAAUCCAUUAUUUUUUCGACAUAAAGCGGCACUAUCAUUACGCAAAAGUGUUAAUAACAUGCAUGUGAAUGUGGCAGAAAUGAGUUAGAGCGCAAAUGAUGGAUUAAAACACCAUCCUAAUCUCCUUGUCCCAAGAAUCGACUACCAGUCACCUGCUAAUAUUUAUUAGCUGAUAAAAAACUUAAUUGGAUUCCAUCGUUUCUAUAUCAAAAGCAACAAAUUUCAAUAAGCCAUUGGAAUCGGUUAGAGAUCAAGCAUCGUGAAACAUGUGCCAUCAUCAAAAUCUUUCAUUGAGCAGGGUAUAAAACAUUAAAUAUUUGAUUUCGACCCAUACAUGAGAAAUGAGCAUUUCUUAUGAUCGUAAAUUCAAACUUCCCGCCCACCAAGAAACCGAAGUCCAUCUUUUGAUUAAAAGACUUGUCUUGCGGUGCAUAACUCAAACCCUGUCUGUAAGGGUGUGUCAUCAACUACUGGCAAAACGUUUAAUCAUUUUGCGUCUGCUUUUCUUGAUUUUUUACAAUUAUGAGGAUUGUCGUUAGCGGUUGAGAUGAUGUUUUAAUUUAAGAUUUGGCUUCUAGCUCAUUCCGCACACAAUAAAAAUAUUUUAGGGUUGUAACGGUUGUUUUUAUGGGAUAACAUACGGUCUGCUCAGUACGUUCCACGCACUUGAAAGGAGGUGCAAAAGUUGGGUGUAACGUAUUGUUUGAUCGGUGGCAGAAAGAAAGUAACGUCUCAGGACAUUGCAAAAUUAUUUUAAGAUAGGUUCCUGUGAAACUAAAAUUUUACGAUGACUCAGUUAAAUGUAUUAUUACCACGUACUACGGGUGCAUUUCCACUUCCAUGUCUGUAAAUUUAACAAUAUCUGUUAUUGUUACCACUUAAAGGGAAUUUUUACAACAGCGAGCAAUACAUGAAUCCUAACACCUGUAUACGAAUAAAAAUAAGAAGAGCCAGUGGAAAAUUAGCUCCAGAAAAAGUGUCGGUCAUAGACAAAAGAACAAUACCUUACUGUUUAUUUUGAAAUCGACGGCGUUAGUCCGCAAUCACGUAUCAAUUUUGCGGUGUUUCAAAAUCUCCGCUCUUACUUCAUUUUUUUUAAAAUGAGAACAAGUCAACAUCAUUCCUUGAACUUCUCACAGAAUCUUCUCCACACAGAGAAGAAAAUUCAUUGCAGUUUAUACGAAUUGCUGUGAGUGAAUUUCCAUUAAAAAUAUAAAGUAAAUCGCAGACCGAGAUGCGUGGUUGCGCACUUUCACUGUCGAAAUUCUUCACCAGUCUGAUAAACUAUGAAGUCAUCAAAAAUAUGACUUUCAAAGAGCUUGAAUAGAUUAUUUCUGCUUUGUUGAAAAAAAAAAUCGGUUAUGCUGUUCGGAAAAAGCUCAAACAUAAUUUUUUUAAAAAAAAAAAAAUAAAAAACAAUCGAAAUGAGUUCGAUCAUUAAACUCACGACUCAAGUAUAGUCUAAUCUUGUUGCUUUGUUGAUUUUUCAUUUGUCUUAUGCAUUAAUAGUCAAUUUCUCCUGUAAGCAAUUCUGACACAGGUACAAACAUAUUCAGCGUGUACAAAUAAAUUAAUCAUUCUUAAGUAAGUUAUUCGCAUUAAGGCAGUUAGUCACUGCGUUUAAAAUGAGGCUAAUCAAGGGCUGGGGAAAACUAAGCGCUUUUCCGUACUUUCAUUGAAUUUAACAUCUCUCAAAAUGUGUUUCUUUCCUCCGAGGAAAAGAAAGGAAAUAAACCGAAACGUCAUCUUUGAACCUAUGAAAAAUCAUUGGGACAAAAGGAAAUACGGUUAAUGAAUUUAUCUGUCAGUCUACAAAGAAACUUUCAAUGAUAUUCACCCUGGACCUAAUCCAGAAUAUAUUCAUAAGUAGAAAGCAAAGGUGAUAAAUUAAUUUUUUGUAUCCUUUUACUGAUUUAAAUUCUGCAUUAUUUCGUAAGUUUGUGUUGAAGAGAAGAAUAGCUUCUCUCUUCUUGUUUGAACCUAUGAGUUUGUUUGGAAUUUCAGAGAAAGCUUUCAAUUGCCUCGUGUGCACUCACAGUAUAUCUAAUCAGCAUUUACAGAAUACGAAAAAAUAUUAUUUUGAUACCUGCGUACGGAUCUCAUGACAUAUAUAAAUAUAUGGCAUGAUAUAAUGUUAUGUACUUGUAUUAGACGUUUCAAUUUUUACGUAAGCCAAAUACUUACAUUCUAAGAAAAAUGUUCUUUUCAUCUUUGCACCAAUUGCUGCAUUCAUUCUCAGCCAGCCUUUUCCAAGUCUGUCUCUAUGUUCAAAACUUAGGAGUUAGACAGACGGAGCUGUUUGAAUUUGCAUAUUCUCCUGCUAAUAACUAAUUAGUUAAACACAUAAGACAAACAUUAACGCAGGCGGUAACCUGUAAUCUCUGAGUAUCUUUUUCUUCUAAGGACUUAACCUCUCCACUUUCAUCCGGGAUAGUCCUAAAUGUUGCUUUCAUGUUAGAUGAUGUCCUUAGCUGUUUUGCAUCAUCCUAUGGUUUCCUCACAUUGGCUGAGUCAACCUCAUGUGGAGAGUGUACUCUACUUGGCCUGGGGAGGGUCUAAUUUGUAGCCUCAAAAUAUCCUCAACUUGUGGAGAUCAAGUUAUACUAUUGGAUACUUUGUAGGUCUAAAAGAGAAAAAACCAUAGUACACAUUAACGUAACAUAUACACCAUCAAAAUAUCAAAUACAUCUAUGUCAUCGUAAUCAGUAAGCAGCAUGUAAAUAAAGUUUUUUUAGGAAAGUUUCCAGGAGGCAUUGGAUGUUCCGGCACUAUAGUUGAUUUAGUUGUAUUCCUGCCGGAAAUCUCAUGCUAUACUGAAAACUCCAACUCCAGAAUUUCUCCAGUUGAAUAAAUGAUAUCUUACCUGAUAUCAAUCCUCCAAUUUAGACAAGAUUAAUUAUUUUCAAGAUUUAAUUACAUGUACCUAUAGUCAAUGAUCGUUGAAGAUUAAUUCAUAAUCAGUUUUUAGAGAAUGUCUUUUGUUUAGCCUAUAUUGUUCGUAUGUGAAGGUAUUGUUGAACUCAGGUUUUCUUUUCUUCCUCCUAUCUCAAUUUUCCUAUUCCUCUACAAUAAGUGUCAUUAUGAAUAUUGUAUCGUUUAUUUUUUUUUUUCAAGUGGCUGUAAAAUCAGUACAAAAUACAACGCACUACCUCAUUACAGAAAAGAGAGGCAUUACCUCAUUCAAUAAUAUUCUCGUUCCUUAUAAAAUCUGCAGCCUCAACGGAACGCAUGUUUCAAACCGGCACCAUUCCAUUCUUUGCUACAUGCGCAAGACGAAGGGCACACAUACUACCGUUCUGAGGAAAGCCGCGUGAACAUUCGAGAGUUGCCAAAUUUCCUCGAAUAAAACAUGUAUUUUGGAGGAAAGUUAUGCAUAUUUUUCUUUGAAAUUUUCAGAUAUUUUAGAUUAAAUUGCGUACAAAAUUGUCUGAAAAAUUUGAAGAAAAAUAUUCAAAAUUUUUCCAAUGAAUCCGUUUUAUAUUGAAGGAAAUAUGACAACGCCUGAGAGUUCAUACGGCAUUCUCCCUUAGCACGGCUGCAUACCCGUGUGCAUGAUGGACAUGCGUGGGUUUUGUGAGCACUGCCGCAGCAUAGGUCGUCCUCACUUUGGAUUAAUGCUUAAAUAUUCUCAGGUCCUGAAACUGUGAUCUGAUCGACAUCCCUCUCUUUCAUGCUUAACUGUCUCAUCUACUCAUUAGUUUGAAUAAGUAGUUUAUAUAUAAAUAUAAAUGUUUAGUGUAAUCUGUGGCACAAAUCUGUGUUGAAUGUUGCAACUUAUAGGGAAAUUAUUGCCCGUGAAGCAUAAUUUUCAUGAACUCUCAGGGUAAUUCACUCAUCAAAGCUUAAUCGGACGCUCGCUUUUCCAAGUAAUCCUUGUAGUCGAGGACUGAGCUCAAAAUUGAUUGUUCAUUUAUACUUUUGUUUUCGACUUUAAUUAAAGUUAAUUUUUUAUAAUACGUACUUGAUUACCUUUAAAUAUGCCAAUUCGUUGAAGAUGGCGAUGACAAAUAAUGAGAGGUGUCACAACAAACCUAAGCAUAAACUACUAAAAAUAAAAAUACUGCAGAAGAUGUAUUAGUAAGACUUGAAAUCUAUGGAUAAUUCAUAAGUAUUUUUUUAAAAAAGGGUGGGGGGACUUCAUAUAAAUUUUCGGAUUGCUACGAGUAGGCAGUAUCAAGUAAAACUCUUUUUCAGAGACCAAAAAAUACGAAGGACAGAAUUUCACAAAGAAACAAAUAUUUUAGGAGUGAAUCGACGGCUAAGGUAAAAAAUAUGUGUAUCUCCAAUUUAUUGCAAGGCUGCUAUUUUACCACUAAUAUUUUAUUUUAUUUUUAAUAAGAAAACCAACAAACAGGUUUUUUGUGAAUUUUCUUCACUCGUCCAAAGGCGUUUACAAACAUUUUCACCGAAAAAAUUCUGUCAGUUUUCUUCUAGGAAAAAAACAUAAUCAAAGAUUUUUAAACUUUGCGAUGAAGGAACGCAUUUUUUUACUUUAGCCAUUGAAAUACAUUUUCCUGAGAUUGACAUCAGAGGACAUAUUUUUCAAUGUUAUGAUUUUGUGAAGCGUUAAUUUUUAGUCUUUAUUUGGUAGCGCUUCAAGAUUUAAAAUGAUCUUAGUAUCAGACAACGUUUCAUUAUCUCAAAUUAAAUCUCCGUGAUGCAACACAUUUUCGAUAACGAAUCCCAUAAUUUUAAGUUUUUGAGAUCGUAAAGAUAAUUUCAAAAAAUUUAAAAACUUUCUUGUUCUGAAAAUACUUCAAGGUAAAAAUAUGUAUUCUACUUCUCCCAACUACUGCUAUUCUUGAAGGCAAGGAACGAUAAUUGAAGUAUUUUGAUUUGCAAGUUUUUGAUCAGAGACAUGGGAAAAAUAAUAAACCUUUCAUACAUCAAGAAGUAAAGAACGGAUAAAAAUGAAACUUCAAUAACUAAUUUUGGCGACUUGUUUAUAAUUGGAUUAUCAUAUCGUAUUAAAAAUGAGCGCUGUGACUCUAUUGUAAGAUAUGACGUAACAUUUUUCUAUGGUUUUAUUCUAAUAGGGAUUCUUCACUUGCAUUUCCUUUUCCUGUAGUCGUAUAGUUCGAUUGUUAUUUUAUUUUAGCGAAUUAACUUUGAUUCUGUACAACGCUAGUUUUUAAUGGUUGAGUUAACUGAAUCCAAUUCAGCCUGUUAUUUUCAGUUUUAAUGUAAUUAAUUUAAAAUUAUAAUAACUGCGAAUUAAGUGUAAAUCAUGUGUUAUUUUGUGUUAAAACUAAUCAAAUAUAUUGCAAUAAUUAUAAAAACG
Bemisia tabaci is the source of this 8879-nucleotide messenger RNA. It is a transcript of the gene lin-28, whose product is annotated as protein lin-28 homolog. The record is from RefSeq and is a predicted model, not a curated record. Gene Ontology annotation, cellular component: cytoplasm; nucleus. NCBI's taxonomy places the organism in Eukaryota, Metazoa, Arthropoda, Insecta, Hemiptera, Aleyrodidae. Gene Ontology annotation, biological process: pre-miRNA processing. Gene Ontology annotation, molecular function: zinc ion binding; mRNA binding.